AGCUGGGCGGGGAGGGAAAGGCGGAAGUCAGCAACGAAGGAACAACGCUCGAUGUUUCCGUAGUGGAAAAGCUGCUGGAAAAAUGUUGAGAAAGUUGGUGAAAGAGCGGCUCGUGGCGGCGGCGGACGAAAUAUUGGCGCUGUUCGAAAGAACGCUAGCGUCGUACGAGGAUGAACUUUGUCGAGCGAGAGAGGAGAACGAGCGACACCGACAGCAACUGGAAGCCGUUAGCAAGACUCAAAUUGUGCUGCACAUUGAAGACGUCCAACAGGGUCGUCAAGAAGAACGCACCCCUCCGUCACAGAGCUCCACUUUGAAGCAGGAGGCUCCCCGGCACCCCCACGUUAAAGAAGAAGAAGAGGAGGAACUCUGGGUCACUCGGACGGGGGAGUCAGAGGAGGUCGACCUCACCAAGUUGCCGCUGACUGUUGUCUCUGUGAAGACCGAAGACCGUGACGACGCACCAGCCGAGUCCUCACAGCUUCAUCCCAGGCCCGGUGUGGAGAUCAGAGGGGCGGAGCUUCCAGGCAGAAGCUUGCCACAACACGUGGAAGAAGCUGGCGGGGGCUCACACACAGACAACCUCCGAGCGCCACUGUCCGAUAGCGACGACACAACGUCUCACUCCGCCGAGGUCGGAGACCGGGACCACAGCCAGGAACCUUGGAGCAGUGAUGCGGACCGUGAAGGCAGCACCCAUUCUGAACGCUCGAAAAAGAAGAUGGGCAAAAGGCCUGUGGCCUGCUCAGUGUGUGGUGAAAGUUAUGCUUAUUACUGUGAUUUUAUUCGACACAUACGGACGCACAAGGGGGAAAAACCUUUCGGUUGUUCGGUGUGUGGCGAAAGAUUCUCUCAGCAGUCUGUCAUGGUGUUGCACAUGAGAACGCACACAGGAGAGAAACAUUACCGAUGCUCACUCUGUUGCGACAACUUUUCCAAAAAGAGCAGUUUGAAUGUGCACAUGCGCUCGCACACGGGAGAAAAACCCUUCACUUGCUCGCUUUGUGCGAAAACAUUUAAGCAAAAGGCACAUAUGGAAUCACACCUGAGAACGCACACUGGAGAAAAACCUUUUAGUUGCUCACUUUGUAACGAGAGGUUCACCUGUAAGAGGAAUUUUACCCGACACUUGCGGACACACACAGGAGAAAAACCCUUCGUUUGUUCCGUUUGUUGCAGGAGAUUCUCUCAAAAGUCAAACAUGGUAUCACACAUGAGAACGCACACGGGGGAAAAACCUUUUAGCUGCUCAGUUUGCGGUGAAAGUUUUGGUCAAAAGGUGUCUCUGAUCGCACACAAAACAACACACACGGGAGAAAAAGCCUUUGAUUGCCCCGUUUGUGGUAAAAGUUAUUCUUAUAAGAAAAGUUUGACAGCACACAUGCGGACACACAACAGCGAAUAAAUGUUUUCCUGUCCGGUUUGUGCUGAAUGAAGGUCAAACCACCAAAGUGUAAUGGAACCUGUCAAAAGUCUAUAUCAUAUGAUAUAGAACAGCAUGGAAGAUGUCUUCAUUGUCAAACUCACGUGGCUGAAUAGAAUGUAAACAAAUACAUCUUACUCGUGUAAAUUACAAUUUUGACUGACUUCUUGCAGCUUUUCCUUCCUCCUCAGCUCUCAUCUCGAGCAGUGACCAUUACCGCCACAAGAUGACAGCAGCGUGAUGUCAUGCACCCUCCAGCUGCCGUAAA
Molecule: messenger RNA, 1691 nt
Organism: Doryrhamphus excisus (bluestripe pipefish)
Lineage: Eukaryota; Metazoa; Chordata; Actinopteri; Syngnathiformes; Syngnathidae
Source: RefSeq, a predicted model, not a curated record